Messenger RNA from Eptesicus fuscus (big brown bat), 891 nucleotides. RefSeq names its product serine/arginine repetitive matrix protein 1-like. The transcript is spliced from 4 exons. Bases 1 to 891 code for a protein of 296 amino acids. Lineage: Eukaryota; Metazoa; Chordata; Mammalia; Chiroptera; Vespertilionidae. The record is from RefSeq and is a predicted model, not a curated record.
AUGACAGUUACUCGUUAUCUUCGCGGCCGGGAUUUUCACCCGGCUCCAGCUCUCCCGAAACCCCGCCGGGAUCUCCGCACACCGGGCCCGAGCCGGAGAGCGGGCGCCGCGGAGCGCGGGCGGCAGGAGGGGCCGCGGCCGGCUGGGGCGGCGAGCGGCCGGGCGCAGGUGGGGCCGGGGCGGUGGGUGCGCCCCCGAGGGAGAGCGGGCUCGCCGGCACAACCCAGCCCGAGGCUCGCGGCCUGGGCCGCUCGCCGCCCGCCCACCCGCCGGCACCCCAGGCGGCGCCCGACCCGCGGGCGGACGGCGGGAGAGUUGGGCCUGCUGCGCGCGGUCCGCGGGGCGGAGUGCGCCCGGCGCCGGCCCGGCGCGAGGGGGCGGCCGCGGUGCCCCAGCCCGAGGCCUGGCGCAGAGCAGCGGGAGGCGGCGCAGGCCGCGGCGGGGCCUGCAGCCGCCCGCCGACCCCGCGAGGCGGCAGAGCGGGCCCCGGAAGGGCUCGGCCUCGGGCUCGACGGCCGAAGGCGGUCGGGGGUGGCCCCUCGGCUACUUACCGGGGGCGAAGAGAGCCGGAAUCCCGGGGACCCGGGCCGGACCGCGGAGAUGCCCCAAACUGACACGACCGCCAUCUUGGAGACAGGAGCAGAUCCUCCCUGCCCACCUCGGAGCCCUCACCCCACUUCCACAGUGACUCUCCCGGAACCUGAGGCCGGGAGCUGGGUCGACGGGGAGUGGGCAAAUGCGAGAAGGAAGUUGCCUCCCUUCAUCCUUCCACUUCUGCUCGCAUCACUCACCCCACACACCUCACUCCUACCUAUUGGGGGGCGGGGGGGGGCUUCCCCUACGCAGGAACCAGACUGCUCUCUAGCCUCGCUGGACUCCGAAAAAAGAUAA